Trifolium pratense (red clover) is the source of this 1214-nucleotide messenger RNA. Its product is annotated as chlorophyll a-b binding protein of LHCII type 1-like. The record is from RefSeq and is a predicted model, not a curated record. Lineage: Eukaryota; Viridiplantae; Streptophyta; Magnoliopsida; Fabales; Fabaceae. Gene Ontology annotation, cellular component: chloroplast thylakoid membrane; plastoglobule; chloroplast envelope. The transcript has a single exon. Gene Ontology annotation, biological process: response to light stimulus; photosynthesis, light harvesting in photosystem I. Bases 233 to 1030 code for a protein of 265 amino acids.
UAUAAACAAAAAAUCAUUCAAUAAGAUAUGUGGUUUGAGAAGCAAGUCUAAUGCUCCAAACCAAUUGAAAAUCAAGAUAUAGAUUUCAUAAGAUAAGGACCACUUAUUUUCCUUAUAGAAAUCACAUAUAAAUAGUACACAUAAGUCAUUACUAAGCAUCAUCAAUAACCAUCCUCUUCAUUUUCAACAGAGCUAUUCAUUUGAUUAACUUAGUUGCCAGUAAAAUACUAAAAUGGCUUCUUCAACAAUGGCUCUCUCUUCACCAUCAUUGGUUGGGAAGGCAAUCAAGCUUUCCCCCUCUUCACCAGACCUUGUCAUGGGAAGAGUCACCAUGAGGAAAACAACCACCAAGAAGACGGUUCCAUCUGGAAGUCCGUGGUACGGUCCAGACCGUGUCAAGUACUUGGGUCCAUUCUCUGGUGAAGCUCCAUCCUACCUCACUGGUGAGUUUCCUGGUGACUAUGGUUGGGACACUGCUGGACUUUCUGCCGACCCAGAGACAUUCGCCAAAAACCGUGAACUUGAGGUUAUCCACAGUAGAUGGGCUAUGUUGGGAGCCUUGGGAUGUGUCUUCCCAGAACUCUUGGCCCGCAAUGGUGUCAAAUUCGGCGAGGCAGUGUGGUUCAAGGCAGGGUCCCAAAUCUUCAGUGAGGGUGGACUUGACUACUUGGGUAACCCAAGUCUAGUCCACGCACAAAGUAUCCUUGCUAUCUGGGCCGUCCAAGUCAUCUUAAUGGGAGCUGUUGAGGGUUACCGCAUUGCUGGCGGACCUCUCGGUGAAGUUGUCGACCCACUCUACCCCGGAGGCAGCUUCGACCCAUUGGGCCUUGCUGAAGACCCUGAGGCUUUUGCCGAGUUAAAGGUGAAAGAACUCAAGAAUGGUAGGUUGGCUAUGUUUUCUAUGUUUGGUUUCUUCGUUCAGGCUAUUGUCACCGGAAAGGGACCUCUUGAGAACCUUGCCGACCACAUUGCUGACCCUGUCAACAACAAUGCUUGGGCCUUUGCCACUAACUUUGUCCCCGGAAAGUGAGCUAAAACUGUAACAGAACAUUGUUAAGUGACUGUGGCUUGUAUAUCAGACUGUGAAUUUCUUGUUAAUUAAUUUAGUGAUAUAUUUGGUGCAUUUAGAACUUUCCUCAAGUUUGUACCAUUUAAGAGAGUGAAAUACAUAUGACAUUGUUCCAAUGCAAUGAAUCAGAACGAUGAUUGAUAUA